Molecule: messenger RNA, 1709 nt
Organism: Sinocyclocheilus anshuiensis
Lineage: Eukaryota; Metazoa; Chordata; Actinopteri; Cypriniformes; Cyprinidae
Product: contactin-1a-like
Exons: 13
Coding region: 38-1669 (543 amino acids)
Biological process (GO): cell-cell adhesion; brain development; axon guidance
Cellular component (GO): plasma membrane; axon
Molecular function (GO): cell-cell adhesion mediator activity
Source: RefSeq, a predicted model, not a curated record
UCAGCAGCUCCUGAUGUCUGAAGAUCUCCUGUAAUUGAUGAUCGCCGCGGCCGUCCAGCCCAGAGCCAUGAGCCACACUUCCUGCUGCGUUCUGCUGAGCAUCUCGCUCGCGCUCGCCUGCCACUUUUGGUCAGUGUGUGCUGAUUUCCCAGCAGUCUUUGGAGACGAGUCGUCAGGUUUCGGGCCGGUGUUUGAGGAGCAGCCCGUCGACACCAUUUACCCUGAAGAGUCUCCAGAGGACAAGAUCAUCAUGAGCUGCAGGACACGAGCAAACCCACCGGCCACAUACAGGUGGAGGCUGGACAACACAGAAAUCGUUAUUGGAAAUGACGAUCACUACAGUCUGAUGGGAGGAAACCUCGUCAUCAGCUUCCCCGACAAGAGCAAGCAUGCUGGGAACUACUCGUGUCUGGCCAGCAAUGAGUUCGGGACGCUCGUCAGUCAGAAGGCCUCUGUUCAGUUCGGAUACUUGGACAUGUUUUCCUCAGACGAGCGGGAGGCGGUCUAUGUGAAGGAGGGGCAAGGGGCGGUGCUUCUGUGUGCUCCACCUCCACACUUCCCAGAGGAUCUGUCCUUCCGAUGGAUGCUCAAUGAGUUUCCGGAAUUCAUUCUUCUGGACAAGCGGCGCUUCGUGUCUCAGACCACCGGGAACCUCUACAUCUCCACCGUACGAGCGUCAGACAGCGGGAACUACUCCUGCUUCGUCUCCAGUCCGUCCAUCGCCAAGAGUGUCUUUAGCAAGUUCAUCCCGCUGGUGCCCAUCGCCGAGCGUGACCCCAUCCCUCAGAUCCGAUGGAGGAAGGUGGAUGGUGAUCUGCCGGUCUAUCGCCACAACAUCAGUAUGUCAGGAAGUCUCCUUCAUCUUUACGACAUCCAGUACGAGGACGAGAGUUUAUAUGAGUGUGAGGCCGACAACUCCAAAGGCAAAGACAGACACAAAGUGCAUCUGUAUGUGGAGGGAGCUCCUGAAUGGGUGGAGAAGAUCAGCAGCUCGGAGAGAGACAUCGGAGGCGAUUACAUCAUGUCCUGUCUGGCCAGCGGGAAACCCAAACCCCAUGUGCACUUCCUGAAGAACGGACGAAUGGAACGCCACAGUCUAUCAGACGAAGGCAAAUACACGUGUUUCGCAGAGAAUGACAGAGGCCGAGGGAACAGCACCGGAUCGCUGUCAGUCACCGACGCCACGAAGAUCACUCUGGCUCCGUCUAACGCUGACAUCAGUGUGGGCGAGAGCACCAGGAUGGAGUGCGCUGCAUCACAUGACCCCACCCUCGACCUCACCUUCAUCUGGUCCCUCGACGCUCACGCCAUCGACUUCGACCAAGACAGAGAGCAUUACGAGCGCAAAAUGGUCAUUUCAGUCUUCAGCUUCCAGUACAGAGACGUGCGAGUGCAGCAGGACUGGAGAGACGCCUCCACCUCUCCAGUGAAUGUGGAGGGAAAUGCAGAAAUGGCCUCCGUGAUCAAUCUGACGCCCUGGACAGAGUAUGAGUUCAGGGUCAUCGCCACCAACACGCUGGGCACCGGACCCCCGAGUGACCCCUCGCCCAACAUCACCACCAGAGAAGCCAGGCCUGUUGUGGCUCCGUCAGAGAUCGGUGGAGGAGGAGGAACCAGUCGUGAGCUCACCAUCACAUGGACGGUACCAGUGCUCAUGUUUCUCACAUGAAGACCAGUGGCAUGUGUAUUCUAGAAAUCAGAAAAAUCCC